GUCUACAAGUUCAGUCGUGGUCAAGCCGGGAGGGAGAGAGGAUGUCGAUCGGCAAUGUCGACAGUGAUGAGGGGAAGUCCUCAGACAAUGGCAUCGAGAUCGUCAAGACAGGGGUCACAGCCCAUGCGGAUGAGAGUAGGGUGCUGCGCCUGAGGAGGACCAAGAGUGUGACCCGCGCCGAGCAGAUCACGGAGGGCGAGAGGAAAGCGAGGGAGCUGCAGCCAGACAGACCCCACCAAUAUCCACAUUCUGUUUGCCUUCUUCCUUGAACACCUCCUGGCGAGGGAUGUGAUCCCAAACAACCUAGGUGCCUACAUCCAUGCCACUCACCUCACCACAAUCCUCAGCAUCCCUAUAGUGAUCCUGGGUCUGUGGACAGACCUGUUCAGUCUGCUGGGCAGAACCAUCAUCUGUGCAGUGUAUACUGUACUUUUCCUGAAGCUGUGGUCCUAUGCACAGGUCAAUCACUGGUGUCGUUCUGAGAGAACAUGGAAGAAAAAAUUUUCACGCCGCAGGAGCUUCUCUUUCCAAAAAAUGUUGCGAAAGGAAUAUGCUGAAAAGAUCAGUGAACAGGAGGAGGAAGCAGCAUCUCUCAACCUGCAGCAGUAUCCUGAUAACCUGACCUUAGGUGACCUGUAUUACUUCCUGGUUGCACCAACUCUUUGCUACGAACUCAACUUCCCACGGAGUCAAAGAAUCAGGAAAAGAUUUCUGCUGCGUCGUAUCCUGGAAGUUGCUGCGAUCACUAACAUCCUGCUCGCAAUGUUCCAGCAGUGGAUUAUCCCCAGUGUGCGCAACUCUUUCCAGGCCUUCUCUGACCUUGACUUUAUAAGGUGUGCUGAACGGCUAUUGAAACUAGCAAUCCCUAAUCACAUCCUAUGGCUUUGCUGGUUCUACCUCACAUUCCACUCUUUCUUGAACACACUUGGAGAGUUGUUGCGCUUUGCUGAUCGCAAUUUCUACCAAGACUGGUGGAAUGCCAAGGAUGUGGGCACCUUCUGGCGGCUGUGGAACCUCCCUGUUCACAAGUGGGCAGUCAGGCAUAUUUUUGUUCCCAUGGUUAAGAGCAAAUACAAGAAAUCUACCGCAUCCAUUGUGGUCUUUGUGCUGUCUGCUGUUCUGCACGAAUAUUUGGUGUCCAUCCCACUCCACAUGUACAAAAUUGGGGUGUUCCUUGGCAUGAUGGUACAGGUACCCCUAGUAUACAUCUCAACAUGGGUAGAAUCACGAUUUGGACAGCGAUGGGGAAACAUGAUUGUUUGGGCUUCCCUUAUUCUGGGUCAGCCAUUAGGCAUCAUGGUAUACUACCAUGAUUAUGUAGUUAAAACAUUUGAGCCCAGUAUGUUAGAAAUAUAGUAAGUUUAACUAUGUAUAUUUUUUACAAUUUUCUUAUUGGUGCA
Messenger RNA from Penaeus monodon (black tiger shrimp), 1400 nucleotides. RefSeq names its product diacylglycerol O-acyltransferase 1-like (gene mdy). Gene Ontology annotation, cellular component: endoplasmic reticulum membrane. The record is from RefSeq and is a predicted model, not a curated record. Gene Ontology annotation, molecular function: diacylglycerol O-acyltransferase activity. NCBI's taxonomy places the organism in Eukaryota, Metazoa, Arthropoda, Malacostraca, Decapoda, Penaeidae. Gene Ontology annotation, biological process: triglyceride biosynthetic process.